Messenger RNA from Symbiodinium sp. CCMP2456, 1014 nucleotides. Lineage: Eukaryota; Dinophyceae; Suessiales; Symbiodiniaceae. The record is from the annotation of a GenBank genome assembly.
GUCUCGGAAGCCUGUCAUAUGGCCAGCGUUCUCUCACAUGGAGCGCCACCGAGGGACUUAGAGGCGGAUGAUGAAACGGUGGAGGUGGAGGUCGAUGACACGGGGCUUCUGCGCAUCUCCCUCGCUCACCUGUUCCAGAAGGAGGAUACCGAUGACGGGGUGGUCAUGGUUCAAACCAGGGUGGAGCAGGAUCGCCUUGGUCGAUGGCAUCGACUUUUGAUGACCUUGCAAAGGCAGAUGGUGUCACAACCCAAGCCCGUACGGUUGUCCCACAUCAACCAUCUGAGGGCUCGCUUGCUCCACAUCGUGAACCCUCAACAAUGGACUGAGGAACAGGAUCAGUUCAAUGCACUCCUGAUUGGCAUGAGUGAUGAUGUGGAAGCCUCUCAUGGAGAAGUUGACAUGGCUUGGUUGGGAGAAUGGGGAACGCUACUUGAGGAUUUCAUGCCGGGCAUCCAGGAGCACAUCGUUGUCAAGCCGAGGGCCAUCGCUGUGGAAGACAGCUUUGAGGCAAUGCCUGCUGUGGACGCCCAGCCGAAGGUUCUGGAGAACGAUGUGGAUCGCCAUGUCCGUGAGGAAAAUGAGGAGCGAGCAUGCAGGGAGGCGGAACAGCAGGCGAAUGAGCACCAGGCCCAAGCCCACGAGGAGGAGGUGGAAUACUAUCGGCAAGCAGAGGACCAGAUGCGAAAGUAUCAGGCUGCGCAGUACCAAGCUUGGGAAGACUGGGAGCUACAGGAUCCCGCAUGUGGACCUCCACCUGUUCGAGAUACUCUGGGAGCAAGUGACCUACAGUACUCGGACUACCAGCAUUACUUCCAGAAGUGGUGUCAGGGCGCGAUGUCAGGUGAGGAAGUCAGGCGUCUUGUCGGCGAGGAGGCUUAUGAGAUGAUGCAGGUGCACUACGUUGCCGAGCAAGCAGAGUCGUGUUUGGCUAAGCAAGACGAGCAAGAGGGUGUGAGCAGUACGCAGUUGGAUGCACAAGGGCCUGAUAUCCUGGUGCACGUGGUCAUCUGA